CGCAUCCUGGCUAAGGCCCUGGCUACCCGCCUGGGCCCAGCGCUAGCACGCGUCAUCGACCCGGAACAGACAGCCUUCCUCCCCAAACGCCUGAUUGGCAAUGGAGCCCACCCUGUUUCUCCGCCUCCUGCCACACCUCCUGCGACAGCAGGGGCGGCAGGGCCUCAUUGCUUUUCUGGACUUUGAAAAGGCGUACAACACCGUGGACCUGACGUUCCUGUCAGAAGCCAUGGAGGCCGCUGGUGCAGGCCCUAACCUUCGUGGCUGGGUGCACACGCUGCUGGCGGACACACGUGCGCGAGCCCAGAUCCAAGGUGCCCACUCCCAGCCCGUGUCCAUGAUGGCUGGCGUAGGCCAGGGUUGCCCGCUAUCGCCGCUGCUGUACCUGUUUGUAGCGCAUGCGUUACUAUGCUGGUUACGGCACAAAGGCGUCGGCCUACGGCUUGACCCAGCAGAUCUCCAACGUGUGGCAGCAGUGCAGUAUGCGGACGACACUAAGGCGCUGCUGGAGGGCGAGCAGGAGGUUGUGGCUUUCCUGGCCGCCAUGCACACCUUCCAGCACGCCUCAGGGCAACGGCUCAACCUAUCAAAGCAGGGCCAGUUACCGCAGCAGCAGCCGCAGCAGCAGCAGCAACAACAGGCUCAAAUACAGACGGACACCCAACAAGCGAUUGACACGGCAGUGAUUGACUUGUGGGGUCGCUUAAAAGCAUUCACAGCACUGGGAGUGCCGCGGAAGGGCUGGGAUCAAGCCAUCACGGGCAGUGAUGAGGACUAAGCACGGUUCCGCAGGUGCAAGAGGGUGGGCUAGAGAGGGCCAGGGUUUCUGCUUUCUGUUUAUGUUUGUGGUUGGGCUGGGGGGCUUCGCCAGGGCCAGCGAUGCAGGGUGUGGUUUCCGCCAGAGAGCGGCCCCUGCUGGUCCUUUUGAGGGGGCUUGGUUAGCUUGCUUUAUGCGCCCUAAGCGCCUUGCUUUCCCUCUGUUGUGGCCAGGGGUGUUGUUUGUGGCGGGGCGGCCUUGUGUGUGUUUCUGGCCUUGGCAGGCGGUGUUUUCCUUGCGUGUGUUUUGGUCUGGUGUGUACGUGUGGUGUGGUGUGAAGGAGGCAGUUGUGUCUGCCCCUCUGAGGCUCUGCCCUAGCCUGCUGGCUGUUGUGCUUUCUUUUGGUUAAGAAGGCGUGAGCCUAGUGUCUCUGUGUUUCUUUUGUCUUGACCAGGACUGGGGCCUUAUCCCCUGCUGUGUCGGGCGUGCUUAGGGGUGAGCGUGUGGAACACGCUCACCCAACACUAGGGCUUGUCUGCCCUAGUCAUCAGUGGCUUCGCCACUAGCAAGUGUAAUUAUUAUCCCUCCCUCCCUCCCUCCUUGGUGCCACCGCAGGCCUGCAAGCGGCAGGAGGCAUGCCUGUCUGGACAUGCCACAUGUUGUGGCUGAUGCUGCUUGCAAUUUCAAAGCCCAUCAUACACAUAUAAUGCAAGCAGAAUGUGCUCAACAUGGCUGCACAUUACUUGACAGCGUGAAUGAUGCCUGGCCCUGACCGAUGAGAGGGGAGGGGAGCAGAGCAGAGCCACAUGGGAGACUGCAAGGGCUGGCACCACGGCUCCUAGCUUGUGGUUGCAUUACAAGCAUGUCAGCCAACAUGUGCAUAUGUGAAUACCAGUAUAAAAGGUCUUGCACAGGGGUGAGUGAGGCAGGCAGGUUGAAUGGUGGGUUGGGCAGCACAGCCCCCAGCAUGGGGACAAGGGGAAUGAGCAGCAUAUGUUUGCACACCAUGCAUGUGCAAUCUGCCAACAUACAACACAGCACAAUACAGUGUAGAGAUGGAUCAGGGAGAAUGACAAGCCACAGUGGUGCGAGUAUGCAGGGCCAUGGAAGUCGCAUCCCUUCCUGCCUGUUCAUGCAUAGUGACAAGGGAGCAGUGGGACACGCAAAGCCAUUGCGGUGUGCCCAAAUCUCGUCAGGGUCACCCACAAGUGGUUCAAGCAAUCAUUUUAGUCAUAGUAAGCUGAAUUAUACUGUGCAAAUCAUUUCUGACAUGUCACUCUUUCCAAACCCUGCAAAACCCCUUGAAACCCUGACUUAGGCCACCCUGCGCCAGGGGCCACGUGAGUGAGUGCAGCAGUCCAGCCACGCAGCCGUUUGGCCUGGCUAUUGACUAUAUACAUACAGCGGCUGCCGUUGUAUGGUUGGCAGAGCUGGAGGUCGCCAGAGUGCAGCGGUUGUCAACUUGGUGCCACCGCAGGCCUGCAAGCGGCAGGAGGCAUGCCUGUCUGGACAUGCCACAUGUUGUGGCUGAUGCUGCUUGCAAUUUCAAAGCCCAUCAUACACAUAUAAUGCAAGCAGAAUGUGCUCAACAUGGCUGCACAUUACUUGACAGCGUGAAUGAUGCCUGGCCCUGACCGAUGAGAGGGGAGGGGAGCAGAGCAGAGCCACAUGGGAGACUGCAAGGGCUGGCACCACGGCUCCUAGCUUGUGGUUGCAUUACAAGCAUGUCAGCCAACAUGUGCAUAUGUGAAUACCAGUAUAAAAGGUCUUGCACAGGGGUGAGUGAGGCAGGCAGGUUGAAUGGUGGGUUGGGCAGCACAGCCCCCAGCAUGGGGACAAGGGGAAUGAGCAGCAUAUGUUUGCACACCAUGCAUGUGCAAUCUGCCAACAUACAACACAGCACAAUACAGUGUAGAGAUGGAUCAGGGAGAAUGACAAGCCACAGUGGUGCGAGUAUGCAGGGCCAUGGAAGUCGCAUCCCUUCCUGCCUGUUCAUGCAUAGUGACAAGGGAGCAGUGGGACACGCAAAGCCAUUGCGGUGUGCCCAAAUCUCGUCAGGGUCACCCACAAGUGGUUCAAGCAAUCAUUUUAGUCAUAGUAAGCUGAAUUAUACUGUGCAAAUCAUUUCUGACAUGUCACUCUUUCCAAACCCUGCAAAACCCCUUGAAACCCUGACUUAGGCCACCCUGCGCCAGGGGCCACGUGAGUGAGUGCAGCAGUCCAGCCACGCAGCCGUUUGGCCUGGCUAUUGACUAUAUACAUACAGCGGCUGCCGUUGUAUGGUUGGCAGAGCUGGAGGUCGCCAGAGUGCAGCGGUUGUCAACUUGGUGCCACCGCAGGCCUGCAAGCGGCAGGAGGCAUGCCUGUCUGGACAUGCCACAUGUUGUGGCUGAUGCUGCUUGCAAUUUCAAAGCCCAUCAUACACAUAUAAUGCAAGCAGAAUGUGCUCAACAUGGCUGCACAUUACUUGACAGCGUGAAUGAUGCCUGGCCCUGACCGAUGAGAGGGGAGGGGAGCAGAGCAGAGCCACAUGGGAGACUGCAAGGGCUGGCACCACGGCUCCUAGCUUGUGGUUGCAUUACAAGCAUGUCAGCCAACAUGUGCAUAUGUGAAUACCAGUAUAAAAGGUCUUGCACAGGGGUGAGUGAGGCAGGCAGGUUGAAUGGUGGGUUGGGCAGCACAGCCCCCAGCAUGGGGACAAGGGGAAUGAGCAGCAUAUGUUUGCACACCAUGCAUGUGCAAUCUGCCAACAUACAACACAGCACAAUACAGUGUAGAGAUGGAUCAGGGAGAAUGACAAGCCACAGUGGUGCGAGUAUGCAGGGCCAUGGAAGUCGCAUCCCUUCCUGCCUGUUCAUGCAUAGUGACAAGGGAGCAGUGGGACACGCAAAGCCAUUGCGGUGUGCCCAAAUCUCGUCAGGGUCACCCACAAGUGGUUCAAGCAAUCAUUUUAGUCAUAGUA
Chlamydomonas reinhardtii is the source of this 3719-nucleotide messenger RNA. RefSeq lists its product as uncharacterized. Lineage: Eukaryota; Viridiplantae; Chlorophyta; Chlorophyceae; Chlamydomonadales; Chlamydomonadaceae. The transcript has 3 exons. The record is from RefSeq and is a predicted model, not a curated record. Bases 101 to 778 code for a protein of 225 amino acids.